This is a messenger RNA of Galleria mellonella (greater wax moth), 13551 nucleotides long. It is a transcript of the gene Dhc36C, whose product is annotated as dynein axonemal heavy chain 7. Gene Ontology annotation, molecular function: dynein intermediate chain binding; minus-end-directed microtubule motor activity; ATP binding. The transcript has 75 exons. Bases 7 to 11973 code for a protein of 3988 amino acids. Lineage: Eukaryota; Metazoa; Arthropoda; Insecta; Lepidoptera; Pyralidae. Gene Ontology annotation, biological process: microtubule-based movement. The record is from RefSeq and is a predicted model, not a curated record. Gene Ontology annotation, cellular component: dynein complex.
UUGAAAAUGGAUAAGAAACGACUUAACAGAAAAAAAGGGCAACCAGGUCCAUCCUCGUCUGACGUAAAAUUGCCCAAAUUGCCAAAAACUUCGAUGCCGGAAGAUUUUAAAAUACGAACUCGGCCCUUGUUUUCACUGCCUGAGGAAGUCCUGAAACUACCUCCACCAACAUCAAAAGCAGCGAAAUUACAAGCUGCAAAAGCUAUGCCUAGAAGGAAGUCUAGUGUAAUGCAGAGCUACACAGCUAUGCGUAAAGCCAGAGAGGAAUUUAGGGCAAAACUUAUGAAUUUGAUCUGCCAGUCUCAACCAGGGGAGGAUGGAGACAUGAUCCCCUCGGGCGAAGAGAAAAAUAUGUUACGUUACUAUUAUUAUCUCAGAUAUGGUAUAGACACCAUACAUGUCGCUCCAUUGGAUAAUAAAAUUAUAUUACGUGUGCAUAACUUAAUAUCGCUCAAACUGAAGAAAUGGAAGGAGACAUUGUUCACAUGUACGGAUGAGAUGCGCGAGGACUUUAUGAUGAGCAUGAAGAAAGCUAUUGUAGACUUUGUUUUGAAGGAUCCUAAUACGGAAGAAUCGUUAGAAGAAGAGGAUACACCAUUAAAGCAAGAAUUAGCGAAGAAGGACGACGCAUGGAGGAAUCGAUACGCUCUAGCUAAAAAGUACCUCGGCAGGAAUCUGCACACUGUGAACUAUUGUAUAGCGCAGGUGCUUCAGAUAUGGUGGAAGCAGUUCAAUGACUUGCGACUGAUCAGCAUGAAAGAUAUAAUGACUACAAACGAAGCGUACGAGCUCCAGGACUUUUGUUUCGUGUGCAAGAGGCAUAUCGAGGCAGCCGGCAAUGUGCUCACGUUACAAUGGAUACCCACCAUACAGGCAGUCUUCCUACAGGGAAAUAAAAAACGUCUCAUACCAGAUCCUAAGCAAGCGUCCAAAAUUAAGCACUUUUAUAAUUGCUUGGCUUGUAUCAUGACCUAUAAUUUGCAAACGUUAUGCUUAAAAUCUAUGAAGGAAUUUACAGACUAUAUCAUGGAUGUUGGGGGAAUGAAUCAAGGCUUUGUCGUCAAUUUAACGUUUCAAAACGACGCUAUCGAAUUUGAACCUUCUUUUAAACAGUUUAAAGAUCAGCUUCGUUUGUUAUACGAUUUCUUAAUAGAUGCAUGUAGACAAACUCCUCGGUUGGAGACAUUGUUGUAUCAAGAUUACGUUUGUACUUCUAGAGCUACGCUGAAGCCCAUAAUAGAUAAUGAUUUGGUGGAUUCGUACAAGAAGCAAGUGGCAGAUCUAAUUAGCGAGCAAAGAAUCGGUCCGGAACUGAGAGUUCAAGAUUUUGAUGACUACGUUUGUCUUCUAAAUGGCGAAUCUUUAUCAAAAGUGGAGUCAUUUAUUAACUCUGUUCCUGAGAAAACUUUUGAAGAGUUCUGUGCUGAGUCAGUCAAAUAUGUGGAAUUGGCGAAAGAGAUACCCUCAAAGUUGGAAGGGACUAUCACGAUCGGCAUGUACCAGAUGCAAAGAGGAGACCUGAUAACUUCCUUGCGAUCAGCUGCCACUAGGCUAGCUAACACUCUAUUAAAAAGGAUGACGGAGGAUUACCAGUUCAUGAUUAAAUCGAUCUACGAUGAGUAUUCGACGAUUGCGAACACCCUGCUAACCCCCCCGCCUGAAACGGCCGCGUUGAUGGACCUGAUCGCGUACUGCAAGAAGGUGGAGGACAUCAUACUGGACGAGAUGGAAGACAAACUGCGCAGUGUGCUGCGCUAUAUCAUAUUUCUUGGGGACUAUACCACCUUCACGCCAUUGGAGAUGAAGGCGAACAACCAAACGUUCCACUGGUAUGCACGAAUGCCUGGAGUUAUCGAAGAGUGCAAAGUCAUAUGUGAUCAGAAGAAGAUUGAAUAUCAGGAACUAUUAAAGGUUCGAAUUGCCAAGUUUAUCGACGACUUAAAUAUAUACGAAGCGCAAUGUAAUGAGUUGCAAUAUUGGGGUGAAAUUAACGAGCUGCCCAAAUACGUCAGCCGCGCGCGGCACUUGGAUGAGAAAUUGUCGAACGCAUUAACGAAAAUAGAUCAGUUCAAUGAGGAAGAAACAUCAUUCGGAUGGGAACUCUCGCAGUACCCGAAAAGAAAGGCUGUUUACGAUCGACUCGUGCCAUUCAAGAAGCUCUUCGAUGCAGGAUUCGAUUUUCUUGAGAAACACAAUAAUUGGAUGAAGUCUAAAGUUGGCAGUUUUGAUCCUGAAGAUAUAGAAGGUGAUGUUGGUUACUACUAUAAAAUUGUCUACAAGUUGGAGAAAUCAUUCCAAGAGGUCCCGGACACAUAUCGACUGGCUGUAUCUGUCAGAGAAAAAAUGGACGAAUUCAAAACAAACAUGCCUAUAAUACAGACUCUUGGUAACCCUGGCAUGAAACCUCGUCACUGGGAGAAGAUAUCGGAGAUCGUCGGCUUCCCCAUAGUGGUGGAUGAUGAACUGUCUCUGGAGAAAGUGAUUGACUUUAACUUAGUGGACUACAUCGAUAAGUUCGAGUCUAUAUCAGAAGCUGCCACUAAGGAGAACAACCUUGAGAAAGCACUAGACAAGAUGAUGAAAGAAUGGGCCGAUCUAAAAUUCGACAUUCUUUCUUACAAGGAUACCGGUACAUACAUUUUGUCAAGCGUCGACGAGAUUCAAUUGUUGCUAGAUGAUCAUAUUGUUAAAACUCAGACAAUGAAGAACUCUCCUUACAUCAAGCCAUUCGAAGAGAUUAUUAUCGAUUGGGAAGGUAAGCUGAUACUACUGCAAGAGAUUCUCGAUGAAUGGCUCAAAGUUCAAGCCACGUGGAUGUAUUUGGAACCAAUAUUUUCCUCGCCUGAUAUUCAGCAGCAAAUUCCUGAGGAAGGGCGCCGAUUCAGCGCUGUUGACAAGAUGUGGCGUGAAAUAAUGAAAGCUGCGUACACAGAGCCCCGUGUAUUGGACGUAAUAAUGAUAGAAAAGAUGCUAGAGAGACUCCGCAAGUCCAACAACCUGUUAGAGAUGGUGCAGCGCGGUCUCAAUGCGUAUUUGGAGAAGAAGCGGCUCUACUUCCCGCGCUUCUUCUUCUUGUCCAAUGAUGAGCUCCUCGAGAUACUGUCUGAAACUAAAGAUCCUAUGCGCGUACAGCCGCAUCUGAAGAAAUGUUUCGAAGGUAUUGCAAAAUUGACGUUCACUGAGGACAUGGUGGUGACUCAUAUGAGGUCCUCAGAGGGAGAGAUCGUGCUACUUACGACUACCAUCAAUACUGCUGCUGCUAGGGGACAGGUGGAAAAAUGGCUUUUAGAAUUGGAGAAAGCGAUGAAAUCGUCUGUACACCACGUAGUUGCGUUAUCUUACGAUGACUAUUCACAGAGGCCUCGUGAGAAUUGGGUGCUGGUAUGGCCUGGACAAGCUGUUCAGUGUAUUGCGAUGACGUUUUGGACGUCAGAGGUGACUGAGGCAAUUCACAUCAGUAUAUCUGCAAUGAAAGCCUAUUGGGACAAAUGCAAUUUGCAAAUCUCCAAGAUUGUUGAUUUGGUCCGUGGCGAGCUCAGUUUACAAAACAGAAUUACGCUUGGAGCGUUAGUUGUUCUAGACGUCCACGCGAGGGAUGUACUCAUGUUGCUAAUCGAAUACAAUGUGCAGCAUGAUAAUGAUUUCAACUGGUUAUCACAAAUUCGAUAUUAUUGGGAGGAGCAAGAGGAAGAUAAGAGCAUGCAAAUAGCUACCCGUAUGAUCAACUCUCAACUGAUGUAUGGCUACGAGUACUUGGGAAAUACUGGUCGCCUUGUUGUCACUCCGCUCACUGAUAGGUGUUUUAGAACAUUGUUUGGUGCUUUACAUUUAAAUUUGGGUGGUGCUCCUGAAGGUCCUGCUGGUACAGGCAAAACAGAAACUACAAAGGAUCUGGCAAAGGCGGUUGCAAAACAAUGCGUAGUAUUCAAUUGUUCUGACGGCCUCGAUUAUAUUGCUCUUGGAAAGUUUUUCAAGGGUCUAGCGUCCUGUGGGGCAUGGUCGUGCUUCGACGAGUUCAAUCGCAUCGACCUGGAGGUACUGUCGGUGGUGGCGCAGCAGAUCCUGUCCAUCCAGCGUGGUAUCAACUCUGGCGCUACGGAACUACUGUUCGAGGGCACGCUAUUACAGCUUGACAAGUCUUGCGCUGUCUUCAUCACUAUGAAUCCGGGUUAUGCUGGACGAUCUGAAUUGCCUGAUAAUUUGAAGGCUCUGUUCCGGUCUGUAGCCAUGAUGGUGCCAGAUUACGUCCUUAUCUCCGAGAUCGAGUUGUAUGCAUUUGGUUACUUGAACGCCAAACCGCUGGCUGUUAAGAUCGUGGCCACAUACAGACUUUGUUCAGAACAGUUGUCAUCGCAGAGUCACUACGAUUAUGGUAUGCGCGCGGUGAAGUCUGUGCUGCGUGCAGCAGGAGCACUGAAACUUCGCUACCCAGACGAGGACGAGGACGUAAUUCUACUACGCUCCAUCAAGGACGUCAACUUGCCAAAGUUCCUUGAACACGACGUGCCACUUUUCAUGGGCAUCAUUGGAGAUUUGUUCCCUGGAUUGCCGCUACCUCAAGCCGGAUUACCUCAUUUGGUAGCGUGUCUCAAGGAAGCAUGUGUACCGCUGAAUUUGCAAGCUAAUGACUUCUUUAUCGAAAAGGUUCUUCAGCUAUAUGAAAUGAUUCUGGUACGACAUGGUCUUAUGUUAGUCGGAUUUCCGUUUUCUGGAAAGACAAAAUGCUAUCAUGCUCUUGGACAUGCAUUAGGAUUAGUAUCCGAAAAGGGUCUCAUGGACGAGAAUCCAGUAGAAUGGACUGUAAUCAAUCCCAAGUCGAUCACAAUGGGCCAACUGUAUGGACAAUUUGAUCCGGUGUCUCACGAGUGGUCCGACGGGAUUUUGGCUGUCAGCUAUAGGGCUUUUGCUGUAUCACCAAAUAAUAAUAGAAAGUGGUUAGUGUUCGAUGGUCCUGUAGACGCUAUUUGGAUUGAAAACUUGAAUACUGUGUUGGACGAUAACAAGAAACUGUGCCUCAUGAGCGGCGAGAUCAUUCAGCUCGCGCCCACCACCAAUUUAGUGUUUGAGCCGAUGGAUCUUGAGGCUGCUUCUCCUGCCACGGUGUCUCGUUGUGGUAUGAUUUAUAUGGAGCCUAAAGGACUCGGCUGGAAGUGUCUGCUGGAGUCGUGGCUAAACACUCUUCCACCCACCCUGCACAGCGUCAACCGGAACCUGAUCCGUUCGCUCUUCAAUCGGUUCACAUCACCUUUACUCUGGCUUGUUGAGUACUCAGGGAAGACCAAGCAAAUGUAUGUCACGUCUCGAAGUAACUUAUUGGUGGCGUGUAUGAAUAUCUUCGAUACAUUUAUGGAUGAUUUUUACGACGAGAAGUAUGUUGAAGGUAUAUCAGACUUGGAUAUAAGAGCACAGCUUGAGGGUGUGUUUUUCUUUUCUUGCAUUUGGUCAAUCGGAGCCACGCUGGAGGCGGAUAGUCGUCCCAAAUUUGAUAUGAUGUUCAGGGGGCUAUUGGAGAAAGAGUUCCCCGAAAAGGUUAAGGAAGUGCUCGGGUAUCCGAGAGAAAUACCCAAACCUGAUAAACAGUAUAUAUUCGCUAUACCAAAAGAAGGACUGGUAUAUGACUAUCGAUAUAUAAAAGAGGGUAAAGGUAAGUGGAAGCCGUGGCAAGACGAUGUAAUAUCCGCGCCGGCCAUCAGUCGUGACACGCCACCGAACCAGAUCCUGGUGACGACUCUCGACAGCGUCCGUUACCUGGCGCUUUUCAAACUCCUCGUCACACAUCACAAAGCUGUCAUGAUGGUUGGACCCACUGGCACUGGCAAAUCCUCAUAUAUCAUUGAUUACUUGGUAAAGAGGGUAGAUACCAAAGUAUUCAAAGCUCUUAUCAUGGCGUUCUCUGCUCAGACCAACUGCAAUCAAACGCAAGACAUAAUUAUGGGAAAAUUGGACAAAAGAAGAAAAGGCGUAUUUGGUCCCCCCAUUGGGUGCUACAGCGUGGUGUUCGUGGACGAUGUAAGUAUGCCGCAGGCCGAGACGUACGGCGCGCAACCACCUAUUGAAGUACUACGUCAGGGCAUCGACCUUGGACUUUGGUAUGACAGGAAGACCAACGUCGCUAUGCAUCUUAUCGACGUACAGUUUAUGUGCGCCAUGGGCAAACCGACACCGGGUGCUAAAUUAGUAACGCCGAGGUUUUCUCGUCAUUUCUCGUUUUUCUGUAUUGAUGAGUUUGAUGAUGAAACGUUGAGAGUCAUCUUUGGAAGAAUUAUGCUAUGGCAUCUAGACACUAGAGGUUUUUCAAAGGAAUUUGACCCAUCCAUCGAGGAGAUCGUGUCUGGUACACUAGAAGUAUAUAAACAAUGCCGAUUGAACUUAUUGCCUACACCGUCAAAGUCGCAUUACACAUUCAAUUUACGUGAUUUCUCUCGAGUUAUUUUGGGUGUUUUGUUAUCGGUGCCAGAGGUGACCCCCGAUUUACAAUCGAUCAAACGUCUAUGGGUGCACGAGUGCUUGCGCGUGUUCUCUGACCGGCUGGUAGAGGACGCUGAUAGGCAGUGGUUGGUGCAGUGCCUCCGGGAAUCCACUGCUUUACAUCUCAAUGACGACUUUGACAAGAUGCUGUCGAGACUGCUUAAUGGGCCCGAUGAUAAAAUAACUGAUUUACAUCUACGUAAUCUUAUCUAUUGUGACUUCGCCAAUCCUAAAGUGGAUACGCGAUUCUACAUGGAGACUACCAAUAUGGAACAUCUUAACUCUACUGUAGAAGCAUUUUUAGUAGAAUAUAAUAAUAUGUCGAAGAAACCGAUGAAUCUUGUGCUAUUCAGGUUUGCGAUAGAGCACGUGUCGCGCAUCUGCCGCGUGCUGGCGCAGCCGCGCUCGCACGCGCUGCUGGUGGGGCUGGGCGGCUCCGGCCGCCAGUCGCUCACGCGCCUCGCCGCGCACAUCAACGAGUACGACCUCUUUCAGGUUGAAAUGAGCCGUACAUAUGGUAAAAAUGAGUGGCGAGAAGAUUUAAAAACCCUGCUGAAAAAAUCCAGCACACCCGAUUUGCACAUGGUGUUCCUGUUUAUUGAGUCUCAGAUCAAAGAAGAAGGUUUCUUAGAAGAUGUCAACAAUAUGCUUAAUUCGGGAGAAGUGCCCAAUAUAUUUGGGGCGGAUGAAAAAGCUGAGCUAUGCGAGAAGAUGAGAGUGAUCGACCGGCAGCGCGACAAGUCGCUGCAGACGGACGGCAGCCCGACGGCGCUAUAUGCGUACUUCGUGUCGAUCGUGCGCGACCAGCUGCACAUCGUGCUGACUAUGUCGCCCGCCGGCACCUCGCUGCGCACGCGCAUCCGCAAGUUUCCCUCGCUCGUCAACUGCUGCACUAUCGAUUGGUUCCAGGAAUGGCCGCCGGAUGCUUUGAUGGCCGUGGCGACUCGUUUCCUCAAGGAUGUAGAAUUGACCGACCUGGAGCGUGACACCGCCAUCAAACUGUGCCAAGUAUUCCACACGGACACACAGGAGUUGACCAGACAGUUCUUGCUCAGGCUUAAGAGAUACAAUUACGUCACUCCCACGGCGUAUCUCGAACUAAUUAAUAUGUUCAAGACGCUCCUAGGGAAGAAACGCACGGAACUAUUGACGAGUGAAAAGCGGUACCUGACUGGUUUAGAUCAAUUGGCCAUAGCGGCUAAAUCAGUUGCGGCACUGCAACAGUCCUUGGAAAUACUACAGCCGAAAUUAGCAGCUGGUGCUGCUGCUGUAGCCGAAACUACAGCCAAAGUAGAGAAAGAGAAGGAAGGAGUGGCAUUAGUAGAAGCUGAAGUACUAAUGGACCAGGCAGCUGCAGAGGAACAGGCAAAAGAAGCACAAGCUAUAAAAGACGAGUGCGACGCAGACUUGGCGGAGGCAAUGCCAAUCCUAAAUUCUGCGCUUGCAGCGCUUGAUACACUCACGCCCCAAGAUAUCACUUUUAUUAAGACCAUGAAGAGCCCGCCCAGGGGUAUCAAGCUGGUCAUGGAGGCUAUAUGUAUAUUGAAGGAAAUAAAACCGGAUAAAAUUCCUAACCCAUCUGGAGUUGGCACUGUUGAAGACUACUGGGGUCCUUCAAAAAAGCUACUUAACGACAUUAAGUUUUUGGAGUCGCUGCAAAAUUAUGAUAAGGAUAAUAUUCCGCCGGCUGUGAUGAAAAAGUUAAUGACAACUGUCAUGCAAGAUGAUGGAUUCGUGCCGGAGAAGAUCAGAGCUGUGUCGGUCGCUGCUGAGGGCAUGUGUAAGUGGGUAAUCGCGAUGACGAAGUAUGACAAAGUGGCAAAGGUCGUAGCGCCCAAAAAGCAACGUUUGGCAGCCGCUCAAGCAGUAUAUGAUAAAGCCAUGGCGGCGCUCUCCAUUAAACAAGCACAGCUCAGGGAGGUACAAAGCAAACUAGGAAAGCUAGAAGAUGCAUUAGCUGAACAGAAUCGUCAGCAAAAGAUGCUAGAUGAUGAGGUGAUCGACUGUAGUAACAAAUUAAAGCGAGCUGAGAUGCUAAUUUCUGGUCUCGGCGGGGAGAAGACUAGGUGGACGCAGAUUGCGAAGGAUUUACGCGAGAGUUACAACUCACUUACGGGUGAUAUAUUGAUUGCAGCUGGUAUCAUAGCUUACCUUGGACCAUUUACUGCUGUAUUUAGAAAUGGACAGGUAAAGAAAUGGGCUCAAGCAUGCCACGAUUGUGGCAUUGUGUGUACUCUUAACUUCAGUCUAAUCAAAUCACUCGGCGAGCCGGUCACCAUUCAGCAAUGGAACAUUGACGGGUUGCCCUCUGACGAUUUUAGUGUCGAGAGCGCAAUUAUCAUUAUGACCGCACGUCGUUGGCCCCUGAUGAUCGAUCCUCAAGGGCAGGCUAACCGAUGGAUCAAGAAUAUGGAGAAGCCCAAUAACUUGUGCAUCGUGCGCAUGACACAGGUUGAUCUCGGGCGGGUUUUGGAAAACGCUGUACAAUUUGGACAACCGGUGUUACUUGAGAACGUUUUAGAGGAACUGGACCCAAUGUUGGAGCCACUCCUUCAGCAACAAACUUUCCGACAAGGGGGCGCCCUUUGUAUUAAGAUCGGAGAUACCAUUGUGGAGUACAGCAAAGAUUUCAAAUUAUACAUCAGCACGAAGCUAGCAAACCCUCACUAUCUGCCCGAAGUGGGUGUACGAGUCACCCUGGUCAAUUUCAUGCUGGCCAAGGACGGGCUGCAAGCCCAACUGCUGGCAAGGGUCGUAGCCCGGGAGAGACCUGACCUGCAACAGGCAAAAACGGACCUCACCACGCAGGGUGCUGAACAUCGGAGGCUGUUGCAGGACAUCGAGAAGAAGAUCCUGAAUGUUCUGUCUACUUCUGAGCAUUUGUUGGAAGAUGAAGAGGCUGUGCAGAUCCUGAAUUCAGCUAAAGACACGUCAAACGAGAUCAAAGAGAAGCAGGAGGUGGCUAUGAUCACCGAGAAAGCGAUUGAUACGGCUCGCGAUGAUUAUGUUCCCAUCGCCGUACACUCCACUAACCUGUUCUUCCUUAUCGCUUCGCUGGCGAACAUCGACCCAAUGUACCAGUACUCGCUGGGCUGGUUCGAGGGCCUGUUCACGGCGGCCAUCGACAACACGGAGAAGGUGGACGAUAUACCGGCGCGGCUGGCCAUAUUGCGCGCAUACUUUACGUACUCGCUCUAUGCUAACAUCUGUCGCAGUUUGUUCGAGAAGGACAAGAUGGUGUUCUCCUUGUUGCUGACGAUCACGAUCAUGGUGGCGGAAGGUCGUCUGGAGCAAAGCCACGUGCUGUUCCUGCUGGGCGGCGCCCAGCCUCGACAUGUGCUGCCCAACCCUGUGCCUUUCCUCAGCCCACAAGCCUGGGCCGAGUUCAACGGACUGGCUGAGAUAGACGGUUUCCACGGCAUCGUGGAGCAUUUCAUGUCAAACUUGUCCGCGUGGGAGGCAUUCUGCGAUACGCUAGACCCGCACUGCCAGCCGUUACCGGAACCCUGGUCCACUAAGCUCUCUUCAUUCGAGAAAAUGAUGGUGCUCCGUUGUAUGCGCUUGGACAUGAUGGUGCCGGCGGUGCAAAUGUUCGUUGAAGAGCAAAUGGGUCGUCAGUUCGUGGAGCCACCACUUUUCGACCUGGCGUCAUCGUACGCAGACUCCCAUUGCUGCAUACCGCUGUUGUUCGUGCUCACGCCCGGCUCGGACCCCAUGGGCACGCUGCUUAAGUUCGCCGAUGACCAGGGUUUCGGCGCAUCUCGGCUGUUUUCACUAUCGCUAGGUCAGGGCCAGGGUCCGAUUGCAGUGAAGUUGAUUGAUGAGGGCAUUCGCAGCGGCACCUGGGUCGUGCUACAGAACUGCCAUCUCGCCAAGAGUUGGAUGCCUAUGCUCGAAAAAAUUUGCGAGGGUUUGACCCCAGACUCCACGCAUCCGGACUUCAGGUUGUGGUUGACGUCGUACCCAGCGGACCACUUCCCCGUAUAUGUUCUACAAAACGGCGUCAAAAUGACUAAUGAACCACCUCAAGGUUUGCGUGCGAAUAUUGCUCGCUCAUACCAAAGCGACCCAAUCAACGACCCGGAGUGGUUCGAAGGCAACAAACAGCCGGAGAUCUUCAAGAAGCUGUUGUUCGCGCUGUGCUUCUUCCACGCGGUGGUGCAGGAGCGGCGACAGUUCGGCCCCCUCGGCUGGAACAUACGCUACGAGUUUAACGAGACCGACCUCAGGAUAUCCAUCACGCAACUCUACAUGUUCCUCAACGAAUAUGACGACGUGCAAUUCGUAGCGCUACGCUACCUGACCGGUGAAUGCAACUACGGCGGACGCGUGACCGACGACUGGGACCGGCGCUGCCUCAACACCAUAUUGUAUAAGUUCUACAACCCACGCGCCAUCAACGAGGAGAAGUACCCUAUAGACCCCACCGGCGUGUAUUACAUCCCGACGUUGCGCGAGCACGGUGACUUCAUAGCGUUCGCUCGCUCGUUGCCGGUGGCAACCCCGCCGGGCGUGUUCGGCUUCCACCCCAAUGCCGAUAUCACCAAGCAUUUUAGGGAAUCUGAGGAACUGCUCAAUACAGCAAUACUCACACAGGAUCGAAUGGAUCUUCUUAAAAAACAUAUGGAUACGAUGGCGGCGGGUGGUGUCGGCGCUACUCCAGAAGAACAAGCAAUGGCAAUAGCUGAAGACAUCCUAGCGCGUCUUCCGGCCAAGAUCCUGACAGGACCGUCGCAUGAGGGUGAUAUCAAGCCAGCAGACAUGACGCCUAUGUCUAUCGUCGUAAUACAGGAAGCCGCCAGAUAUGAACGGCUGGUCACGGUCGUCAGGUCCAGCUCCAGGGCCGUCAUCGGCGCUGUACAAGGUGUAAGCGUGCUGACGGACGUGACAGAGGAGGUGCUCACGAGUAUGGUCCGCGGCCGCAUCCCCGCGCUGUGGGCCGGCAAGAGCUACCCCUCGCUAAAGCCACUCGCCUCCUAUUUCAACGACCUAUUGGCCAGGCUCGACUUUCUGCAGCAUUGGCAUCAGCACGGUCCGCCAGUUGUCUUCUGGCUAUCAGGUUUUUACUUUCCGCAAGCCUUCCUCACCGCGGCCCAACAGAGCUACGCACGAAAAUACAAAAUACCCAUUGAUCAGCUUGCAUUCCAUUAUGAGGUACAACGUACAUCUGUAUUGGAGGAACCUCCAGAAGAAGGCGUCUACAUUCGCGGCCUUUUUAUGGAGGGUGCUCGCUGGAACAACGACGACUACUACAUCGACGAGUCCUUCCCCAAGAUAUUAUAUGACGAGUUUCCACCGGUGUGGCUUAUUCCGCUGAAACGCGACGAUAUUCCAACGGAUGUAUUCUAUAAUUGCCCGCUGUACAAGACUGGUGACCGUCGCGGUAUGCUGUCCACCACGGGCCACUCCACCAACUACAUCCUGUUCAUGCGGCUACCCACCAGCAAGGAGCCCGACCAUUGGAUCAUGCGAGGUGUCGCGCUGCUCACGCAGCUGCCCUUCUAACUGGUUCACUACAUGUAUACUUAAUUAUAUAUUAUGUAAGACUGAUGACUAAUCCGAUAAAAAUGCGAUGUCCCUUAAAACAAGAACCUCUGCUAUUGAAUAAAACGAGGUGUAGCAUUCCUCACACAGCUGUCCUUCUAACUGCUUCACCAUAUACGGAAGGUUUAGACAUUGCUAGUAUUACCGCAUAUAUUUCAUCGUAAUCGUAAAAGUGUAUUGUUACUUAAUGUGGACUACCGGAUCAAAUAAAGCAUGACGUUUUUCACUUUAAUAACUCUAGCUGCACUGUCGUAUGCAUAGGGUUGAUUUUGCAGUUGUAUAUAUUUUUCGUCUUGAUUUUUAUAAUCUCAGAAGAAUUUACUUAGAUUCCUAUUAAAUUUUGAUUAGGAGGUCUUACAUCAAUUGGAAAUGGAUCUGUUUCAUGAAUUUCCUUCAUCAAUUUCUUUCUUUUCGUCAUAAUUUCAUUAACUUCGUUCAUUUCUUCUAUUUUGUAUUCUUCUGGAAUAACAACUGUUUUUUGUGUCACAUGACUUUAUUCCGAUGUUGAUUUAUAGAGAUAUAUUAGAUAUUGGGAAAGAUACGAGCCUAAAUUCAUAAUAAACUUAGAUUUAUCUUAUCUAUAGAUCACAUUCGAUUAGAAAGCAUGUGCAUUGGAGUUCCGCUCUGGAUAUUCAUCAUCAAUAUAUCAGUCGUUAACUGUACACUACUAAAUAUAGGCCUCUUCCAUAAGACAGAUUUUGCCAGUAGUUGUCACGCAUUGUAGGCGAGUUGGCGACCGCAGUUAGGCUUUUGGUGAUUUUUAAGAGGGACACCGUGGAAUAGGUAGUAUUCCACGACCAUUAAUUUCUUUUAGUCGCCUCUUACGACACUCAUGAGAAAGGAAUGAAAAGGAAAGGAAACUAUCAAAAAGUUCCAUUGAGCCAGAUUCUUGCAAACUUUUACAGCAGAAAUUGCUAUGUGGCAUAAAAAAUACUUCCAUUAAUAAAUUUGAAAGUAAUUAAAUAACAUAAAGCGCUUACUAAUCUCACUACAAUACCACAUUCACGAUUGUGUCUGCUUAAACCGGAACGCUCUAACUGCGGACAUGCGCAGUUUUGUGGUUUGAACCGAACAUGCGUCGACUGGGCUGUAUUUCUAUUACAGCGUUUGAAAACGCCGACACAGAGAAAAAGAUAAUCUGCAAGUAGGUAAUAUUUCUUUUUUCUUUCUCUUUUGCCCAUAGUCCCUCUUUAUUUCUCGCUCCGUUUGAGCUGAAUAAGAGCCACUGUUCAUAUUAUAAUGUUAAUAAUAGAUACAAAAUGGAACAAAAUAUGUGUGUUCCAUUUAACGUAAUAUUUUUGACAGCUGUCUAUUAUCAUCUCUUUUUAUAAUAUAUCUUUUUAGGUACCUAGGUGCUUAUUAUAUGCAUGGUUUUUUAGAUCAUUAGGUUUUUAUUUUAGCUCAAGAAUUUCAAGCCAUUGUAUAUAGUAUAAAAUUGUUAUUAUUAAUAUAUUUUUAUUAUCUUAAUUAUAAUUACUUAUUUGUUUCUAUGCAACGGAAUCUAGUCACGUAUUGUGAUUAUUUAUUUUAUUUUUUGUC